AUGGCUGACCCGUUGAGAGAGCGUACUGCGCGAUUAUUAACGGACUUCCUGGAGUACUGCGCUCGGGCCCCCGGCAGCCCCGCGCGGGCGCCGUCCACGCCCGAGGCUGAAGUGCUGCGCUACGUGGCCACCCAAGUACAACAGAGCCACCAGCAAUUCUUGUCGAAUUUCCGCGGCUACCGCCAGAACCGCGUUGCGCUAGUGGGGCGGUUGGAGCGGUAUUUACUCCCCGACCCCCAAAACGUCAGCUGGGGCUAUAUAGCAGCGCUGUUGAUCUUCGCGGGGACGCUGCUGGAGAGGCCGCCACCAGGGAACGACUUGACCCUGAAGCCGGACCAGGAACAGGACCUGGAGUGGGAGACCAACGUUGACCAGGACUGCCAGCGCCUGGUGGCUUUGCUCUGCGAUCGGCUUAUGGAACGGCAUCGCGCCUGGCUGGAGGCGCACAAUGGCUGGGAUGGCUUUUGUCUCUUCUUCUCACCCCUGCUGCCAUAUUCUUGGAAAACAUUGCUGGUCCAGGCUCUUCUGUCAUGCGUUACAGUAAUGAUCUUAAUCUACCUCUUGAGAAGAUUAUCAUGAGUUCUAAACUUUUUAACCCAUUUCUACCGGCCUAACUAUGACCAGCCAACUGAAUCUGAGAUGUGAAAGAAUAGAACAGAGUAAACCACCCUCUGAGACAUUGUCACCUGCAUUCAUCUAAGGAGUCCUGUGGUGAUGAUUCAGCCAGCGUUUUAACUCCUGGCAACUAUCAGAGGUAUUAGGACAAAGGUACAAAUGGCUCUUCUCUGAGUGGGGGAGAUGGAUUCUCAGGGCUGAUUGUUCUAAAAUUGGAGAAGAAACUACAAAUUCCAUUUAGUAAGAAACUUGGUGCUUUUUGCUACAUUUGGAUAAGAGUGAAUAUGCAUCUCCCAUUUGAUGUGCUCCUGCUGGUCAGGGAUGAAAUACCAAAAGCCCUCCAAGUCCCAGUUUGACAAGGAAUGUAAUAUUAAAAACUUUUAUAAGGAAUUCUUUCCAAAUCCUUUGAAACCUAAUUUCUGAUUCUAGAUUUUAUAUAUUUAUUUUUCUGACUUCAAUAAAUUGUUAACUAUUGUCAGAUUUUUAAUAAAUUCAUAUAUCUUUU
This is a messenger RNA of Suricata suricatta (meerkat), 1120 nucleotides long. It is a transcript of the gene BCL2L10, whose product is annotated as BCL2 like 10. The coding region runs from base 1 to 579 and encodes 192 amino acids. Lineage: Eukaryota; Metazoa; Chordata; Mammalia; Carnivora; Herpestidae. The record is from RefSeq and is a predicted model, not a curated record. Gene Ontology annotation, biological process: extrinsic apoptotic signaling pathway in absence of ligand; regulation of apoptotic process; intrinsic apoptotic signaling pathway in response to DNA damage. The transcript has 2 exons. Gene Ontology annotation, molecular function: protein homodimerization activity; protein heterodimerization activity. Gene Ontology annotation, cellular component: mitochondrial outer membrane.